AUGACUUCGAGUCAGGGGUUCGUAAAGUUCGUGAUUUUUGUUUCGUGGCUCUUAGUAACUUUUUCUUUUUCUUCGGCAGUUGAAGUUAGCAUGAAAGGAAAUAGCUAUAUUACUUAUGAUCUUCGUUCCGACAGCAUCACGACGGAAGCAGACAGGAUUACGUUUUCUUUUAAAACGAUUCAUCCCUUCGGAUUAUUUCUUCAUAGCGCAGGUUCUCAAGGUGACUUAAUUACGAUUGAACUCGUCCAUGGACGCAUUAGGUGAGUUAAAAAUAAAAAUGCAUGACUUAUUUUAAGUUAAUAAUUCACUUAUAAAAGAGACUAUUUCUUUUUUUUAUUUCUUUUUGUAAGACGUAGUUUGUCCACAAAGACCCGUAGCUUGCGAAGCGGAACAAAAUUUAUCUACUUUGGUUGAUUUAAUUGCAUUGAAUAGAGGUGAAAAUUAGACAACUAAAGAAGUGUCAUCCCUGUUUUCAAAAAUUGAUUUCUGACACAGUCUUGAUUGCAAGAUUUAUAACAACGUUUAACUUGCAACACAUCUAUUCUAAUCCAUGAUAUGGCGAAAUUUUGCAAGUAUUGAAAAACGUUCAUCCUGGUUAAGAAAUAAAGUGUUUCUUUCACUCUCAGUUCUAAAUGCUAAUACUUCAGCUGUUUUGGCUUUGUUUAUAAAUGCCGAUAGAAAAGCGUAUUUUUAAAUUAAGCGAGGAGCGAUGGGCUUUGCUUCUUUUUUCACCAGUCUCCAUCAGGUACAUUCAGACUGAAUAUUCAAAGCUUCAUCAUGUUCCUCAAAACGUUUGACCUGAUUUUAUGCAAGCUAUUAUUAUUUUUUCGCUUAUGAUUUCCAAGUGAUAAAUUAACUACUUCAUAAACUAUGCAAAAGCAUGCACUGUGCAAAAUUAAUGGACAGAAAAGCAAGGAUCUCCUAAAAACGGAUUAUUUCUCAAAAAUUCAAUUUCUAUGAUUAAAUAUCAAAGACAUUUUUAUAAGCUUCAUUUUCCCAAGACUACUUCACUAAAAUAUACCUACCCAGAAAUAAUUUUAAGAGUGUAAUGGCGUAUGUUGAGUCAGGCCAUAAUUUAUUGAAUACGAUCCUAAGCUACGUGAUAAUUGCGUUGUCUAUUAGAUAGAUAGACAACAAAUAAGAGUGUGCCGUUCUAACUUAUGCUAACAUGCUCGCUUGCCGUCACACUAAGACCUCUUUUCAACUUCGAAAUCCAAUUCAACUCACGCCCAAUGAGAAAUAUCUACUAAGCCCUAGGCCGGCUUACUUUACAAUUAGUUUCAGAAGCCUAUCACGAACGCUAGCAUGGAUUCAGAACUGAAUUUGUGAAAGGGGAUGUCUGAUGUGGGCGAUAGAUUUCCCAAAAGACUGCAGUAUUGGAACCAAGGAUAGAAACCUUAUUACAGUUUUUUCUGUCGUCAGUGUAUUUUAACAUCGGUACUUACAUGAAAAGGGUCCUUUUAUUUUUGAAAAGCGGGAUGUUUCAAUUAUAUGGUAAUUAAUUUUUCUAAGAAUACAAAAACAUGCCGAGAGGUGUUUAAUUAUUAACAUUUUACCGCGAGUGCUAUAAAAGAGGUCCUAAAGACUCUUCAACCGGAAAAUCAAUGAGGGACGUCAGCGAAUUGUUGACAACACAAAACAACCAAAACAUUUUUUUUUUCACAACACUCAGAAUUCCCUAUUCAAAAGGAAAACAUCUGUAUAAUUAAGCCAUACCGCAUAGUUUUGUUUUUACAGCAAAUGAUUUUUUUCUUUUUUUUUUUUUUUUUUUUUUUUUCUAAUAUGCAAGACAUUCUCGUCUCACUGGCCUCCCUUUUUUUACAUGCGCCGUGUAUUACACCGGCUACAAGUAGGUAACUGGAAAAAGAAAUUAAUUCGCUCACGCUUUCGUGUUCACCUUCCUAAUUGUAGAGACCCCCAAAAAAUAACUUCCACAAAUCACCUCCAGUGAAGGGACUUAACUAGCAAUCGUGCAUCACGUCUCAGUACCAGCUUCAUUUUCGCUGGUUUGUGAAUCCUAAAUUAGGUGCGAGAAAACGUUGCAAAGCGAAUAUUAAAAAAAUAAAGGCCUAUCCUUAUUUACUUCAUGCCAUGAGGGGUCUCUUUCAUUUAGUGUUAAUGCAAAGGGUUCUUGGAGAGUAUGCCCAACUUUUUUAAUAUCAGUUUUAUAUAGAGAAAUUUAAAAUCAAGUAUAGACCAGAUUACGUCAAUCAAAAAACGUCAAAUUUCACCAAAACGACCAAUGUUUCCUUUGACUCCCGUUUUUACGUCGAGUAAACCCAAAAAAUUAUUUUCAAUAUUUAAGCCCCUCAUCGCAUAAUUUGAGAAGCCUGAAUAUCGGCGAUCGUCAGAUUCUAGCUUCAUUCUGAAACUUUCUUUUCCUGUAAACGUUAUAAAUCUCACUAAUCAUAAGCCGCCAGACAAUACCUACCUUUGCUAUAGAAAAACAAUUAUAUCAAACAUUCUAGUUACAUAAAGAGAUAUACUCACUGGAAAGCUUUGUCGUAAUUUUUCAUACGCAAAUGAUUUCUAGCCAAUCUGAGGAGCGAGCGAUAUUUUCAUAUUUGACAAAAAAUAUACGUCCAAUCAGAAUUGCGAACGAUGUUUUUUCAUGUGUGUGGAAAAUAAUACGUCCAAUCAAAAGACACAGAGGUAAGCUAGUCUCGCGCCAACAUUCCCGCCUUUAUAUAGGCUCGAUCCACAGGCGGCCCAGACGUAGUAUGUGUCACUGAAUGAAUAUAUUAAUAUUCACAUGCACAAAUUUUAAAAUGCGAUGAGUCGUCGAAACUCCCAUGAACUAAAAUAGUCCAAAAGUCAAAAUAUAACAAAACAAAGUUAAGAUACCUUCAACUGAACGUAUCCUUGUCUUUCCUGGGCGGUUUAAGUGGCAUUUUGUCGAGUUUUGCAAUUGUAGGUACUAUCCACUAAAGAAGAAUUAAAGCUGGCUACAAAACAAACAGACCAUCUCCACGCGCCUUCACACGAAGCGCUAUAAAUUCGAGAAUAAUCGACGAAUCCGCUCCAAAUAACCAUCGGCUAAUCUGCAGGUAACGUGUGCUCCUGCUUCUGGCUCGCUUGCUCCACAAAACUCAUCGCAACUGCACAAUAAUUGCUCGCUCAUCAACAACCACUGUUGACCUUUACGCUUCGAUAUGACCGCAAACGACCAGGUUUAGUACGCGACGUGAAUAUUCAAGCUUAGCGACCGCGUUCGCGCAACAAUGCAGCACUUGCUAUGGGAGGGAUGGUACUAUUGCUUCUAGGUCAAUCAAUCGGUAAAAUAAUAUUGAAGCCCUUGUAAUUUUUAAGAAGAUCCAAUUUGCCCUAGGAGCACAGAACAGAUACGAAUCUUAUAGCGGAGCUAAAAAAAAUGAGCGGCAGUGGAAAAAGUGAACAAGAACAUGUACCACAUUUUCUCCAUAAAAAAUGAAAACCAGGAAGUUUUCUGGACGUUUCACGUUGCAGUCAUGCAAAUCAACGGCAAGGAAAUGUACAAGAAAGUGUGCUGCAAUUAGACCUAUUGUUGUUUUUCACAGUUCUGGUCAAGGGCAUCCAACUUUUAAUUUUUGACAUUUCACUCACCGGGCUAGGCUAUUUUUCGUAGAGAGUAAAAUGGAAUCCUAAAAUUUUCGGAUUCAAAAAUGUGAUGAAAGAAGGUAUCUGAAAAAUUAUCUCCUUCGUAAUACGUUAAAUUGCAUCUAAAAUUUUCGGGAAAAUAAUUCUGAAUUCCUCGUAAUUUCGAAGACUCAAGUUCCUCUAGAAUGGCCGAACACUGAGAUGCAAAUUUUAUAGCGCCACUUAGAAUGCAUUUCUAUAGAGCUAAAAGUACUUUAUGAAUAGCCACAAAAGUGUUUUCAAUUGAAAGUAUUUGAGGAAACAGUCGUUGGGUGGCCCUGUCUCGUUGCCUUCUCCGCUUAGCAUUACACGAUAUAUUUUAUAUUUAGUAUGAGCAAACUAUAAAUCAUUAGCUUCGCUUUUAGCCCUCCUAAAUUUAUGUAAGCGCUGUUUAGAAUGCAUUUUUCAGUCAAAAGUACUCUGGACAGCCUUAAAUGUGUUUUCAAUGCAUUUAGGGGUAAAUCAUCGUUGGGUGCCCCUGAGUUUUGAGAAUAAUAAUAAUAAUAAUAAUAAUAAUAAUAAAAGAUAUCGCGCACAUAAAUUUUACUUUACGAUAUCUUCAGCUGUAUCUUCUAUUCAGAUGCAUAGCGGGGGCCAGAUUUUGCCUUUUUCCUGGGCGGAAAAUUCUCGUCCUCCUUCACCAGUUUGGACAACAUAUUAUGGAGAAAGACGUUGUUAAUCUAAGCAAAUAAGUCUGGUAGAGUCAAAAACCUAUGCAAGCGGCUGGACUAACAAUGUGACAGCAGCUGAGACAGCGAACGUUAGAAGAAUUCGAACUUGAAAACCAGGGCUGUCCUGUUGAAAACUUACGGACGGUCUCGCGAUCGCCUUUUGUUUUCUGGUCAAAACUAACGCAGCGAACCUUCGGUCAGUCGAUUGACCUAGAAGCAAUAGUACCAUCCCUCCCAUAGCAAGUGCUGCAUUGUUGCGCGAACGCGGUCGCUAAGCUUGAAUAUUCACGUCGCGUAUUAAACCUGGUCGUUUGCGGUCAUAUCGAAGCGUAAAGGUCAACAGUGGUUGUUGAUGAGCGAGCAAUUAUUGUGCAGUUGCGAUGGGUUUUGUGGAGCAAGCGAGCCAGAAGCAGGAGCACACGUUACCUGCAGAUUAGCCGAUGGUUAUUUGGAGCGGAUUCGUCGAUUAUUCUCGAAUUUAUAGCGCUUCGUGUGAAGGCGCGUGGAGAUGGUCUGUUUGUUUUGUAGCCAGCCUUUAAUUCUUCUUUAGUGGAUAGUACCUACAAUUGCAAAACUCAACAAAAUGCCACUUAAACCGCCCAGGAAAGACAAAGAUACGUUCAGUUGAAGGUAUCUUAACUUUGUUUUGUUAUAUUUUGACUUUUGGACUAUUUUAGUUCAUGGGAGUUUCGACGACUCAUCGCAUUAAUUUGUCCGUGUGAAUAUUAAUAUAUUCAUUCAGUGACACAUACUACGUCUGGGCCGCCUGUGCUCGAUCUUGCAGCUUGCUUUGAGUGCUGAGACUAUACAGUAGAGUGUUUUCAACGCGAAAAACAUCUCGGAAAUAGGAGUGGAAGGUUUGGUAUAUUUCACUAUCAAUGAAGGAAAUUGUAGAGUACCAAAAAAAACAACAACAACAACUGCAGAAGGGGAAAAAAGAGAACGAGACGUAUUAAGCUUGGAAAGAUCUGAAAUAAAAGGUUGGCAGAUUGAUGCAUAUCUCAGUAUGUAAAUAAUAAACAAAAUACCACAUGGAAAAUGCUUUGAACGGUAUUUACGCACUCGUUGUUUUUGAAUCAGAAACCUCACUCGUUCGCCGUGCUCAUUCGUUUGCUGUGCUCGAUUUCUGAUACAUCAACAGCUCGUGCGUAAAUGCCGUACGUGCGCACUUUCCAUGAAGUAUUUCACAUAAAUUUCACGUAUACCGGGUUAAGGUUUUUCUGCAUGCUGUUUUUUCAGACCGAUUCUGUGUGUCUGGAUGCUGGAUGAAAUACUGCGUGUUGUGUUAUCUCUAGUAGAAUAUACUGCGAGCAAGCUCCCCAUUUGGGGGAUAUCGUGAAAAGUCACGCACACGCGCAAGUGGCACGCUUACGCAGGCAAGCGUGCCGCAAGCGUGAGAGAGACACAAGAGUAAGAGGCGCCCAAAUGAAGAACUUGCUUGCAAGCUUCUUAUAGCUUGACUUCUCUCUUUACCUCCUUAGACUCACCAUGGACCUUGGCAGCACAAAACGUACUUCUGUCAUUCUCGGAAACAACCUCUCGGACAACAAAUGGCACGAAAUCAAAGUCCAUCGAAACCAAAAAAUUGUGGAUCUUGCAAUUGACAAACUCAAACAUCGAACAACGGUACCAGGUGACAAUGUGCGCCUCGACCUUGACACCACCUUAUAUGUUGGGGGCCUGGAAGAGACUGCCUCGGAUUACGAUGACUCUUUAACUACACCGAAUUUUAAUGGCUGUAUGAAAAUUUUGUACUUCAAUCAUAACGAUAUUUUCUACGGCGUUGAGGUGGAGCAUCCUGGUUACAAGAAGCAUGGCGAUGUACGAUUUAAUUGUUCAUCUGUCGAAUACGCUCCUGUAAAUUUCCCAUCGCCAGAUAGUUACUUGAAAGUUACAAGUCGUUCCCCAAAAACCUUCAAAGUUGAUCUAAGCUUUCGUACCUAUGAAGGCGAUGGCGUUUUAGUUUAUAAAUUAAACAAAGUCUCCAAGAUGUACCUCAUGCUUAUUUCGGGAAAUCUGGAACUACAAAUUCAAAAGGGAAGUAAUCCACCAAUAAGAAUUAACAGCGUCGAUGAAACCUUGAACGACGGAAAAUGGCACGAGGUCAUCGCUGGAGUAACAAGCGAAGAAAUAUGGUUUCAAUUGGAUAAAAACGCGAAGGUACGCCAUGAAAAUCCUGAGUUGUCGAGUAUCGGUGAUUUUAGAAAUGGCGUUUUUAUUGGUUUCGGAACACAAAAAACAGGCUUCGUUGGAUGUAUGAACCGGAUUACCAUUAAUGGCAGUCCUGUGAUAUGGAGCACCUUGAAAGAUUCUCAAAAGAACGGUGCGGUAGACAAUGAGUGCCGCACGUCUUCAAAGUGCUUUCCUAGUCCCUGUAAAAACCAAGGCAAGUGCUCGCAGACGUGGAAAUCUUUCAAGUGCGAUUGUAAGGGAACAUUUUAUGAAGGAGAACGUUGUGAAGUUCCGCUAUACCGCGCUACCUGCCAAGGAUACAAGGAACUGGGUAUGACCCAGGAUGCGUACUGUAAAGUGGAUCCUGACGGAACUGGACCUCUAGGAGCCUUGGAUGUGUUAUGCAAUAUGACGACUCCCGAACAAGCCAUGACGGUAAUAAAACACGACAAGGAGGGUAAACGUGACGUAACUUUAGGCGCUUUAAGCCUGCCGGGUCAUUAUUAUCAAACUAUUACUUAUCAAAGCAACAUGAAAAGUGUGCUUGCGCUAAUCAAGCGCAGUGUGAGCUGCCGACAGUUUAUUAGCUUUCAGUGUCACAAUUCCAAACUUCUCAAUUCGCCGCGGGGUCCUGAGCAUGUGCAGUGGAAGUCCAGUAACGGUAGCUUACAAAACAACUGGGGAGGCGCGCCAUCUGGAAGUGGAAAAUGCGCAUGCGGAAAGAGCAAUUCUUGUGAUGACCCUUCUAAGUACUGUAACUGUGACGCUGAUAGGAAAAAUGGACUACGAGAAGAUUAUGGUGAGUUAUAACCGCAACCCGAGCACUACAUAUUUAAAACAAGCUCCUUAUAUCAGCGCCCAAAAAAUUUCGCAGGGAUGGCUAGAAAGACGGGUAUUUACUUUCGGUGAUUUUUUCUGACGAGCGCCACCGUGGUUCCAAAGCGACGAAGAUAUCGGGCAUUCAGAGAUUUGGUGUCAUCGGAAAGCACUAAAACUUUGCGACUCAAUUUUUAUCUGCCCGCGUCAAAUACACUUAGCCUCGUUCCUUUGGUUACUUUCACGGCAGAAAAUACAGAACUAUAUCGUUAAGUGUCUACUCUCGUCGCACGGCAAAUCCCCAAUAAAAUGUGUGAACAGAUGAUUUCAGGGUGUACAAACCACUCUAACCGCGUGCAUCUCACGCAGAGCUGUACAGUAAGUGUAGAUGCUUCUUUCUUUGUAAUGAUAGUUAGACGAUACGGCGCCAUUAAGGAUUUUCUAUUCAUUACUUAACCUCCCAGCUCUGUAGUCAUUCUUAUAUCUUCUCACCAACUUAAUAAUUUGAAUGACAAGUGUUAUAUGUAUCUUGUUCACAGGGUAUUUAACAGAUAAAUCAUUAUUACCAGUGACUAUGAUACAGUUUUCCGAAGACGCGGCGAACUCCUUUUUCACUCUCGGACCAUUAGAAUGCUUCGGUUCCUCGGAUCAGACCUCUGGUCAGGUGACCAGAGCCAGCUUUGUCUCCUCUGUAUGCAAGUUAGUCAAUCCACCUCCCACAGUCGAUACCACUACAGCGACAAGCGUGCCCACCACUUCCCAACAGCGCACAGUCACGAUUCCUCGAGCAAGGGAAACAUCCACUGCCACGUUCACAACAACUACAGGUAAAUUUACAAAUAUUGAACUUGCCAAACAUCACGUGACCUUGACGACUACUAUCGCAACCGAUAAAAACUCAACUUUGGUGACAUCAGUGAUUAGUCACGAAGCCAAGAAUGAUGGCGUGACAGUUCAUUCUUCCAUUACUACAGGUAAGAGUGGUGUGACGGUCCAUUCGAGCAUCACGACUCAAGGCGAGACUGUCACACUUCCUCCCGUGACAACUGCUCGACCCAGGCCUCCUAGAGUGGUGGUGAUUACCAAUGGAAGCGUUUCUUACGUCACUCACGUCAAGGGAGGGAUAGAGUACGAUGCCAGAUUUAUAAUCUUGAUCACUUCUGCUGUGCUCGCCUUCAUUUUGCUCAUUUGGGUGAUAAUAUUCGUUUUCCUCAAGCGUUCGGGCCGCAGCUACGUUUGGUGCAUUUCCUGUAGGAGCUGCACAAGAAGGAAAAAUAUCCCGGAUAUUGAGGUGUACCGUCACUCCAUCCGCACUGAUUCCCCGGAUGAGCUGACGUUGGAUGACAUGAAUCAUGACGCGGGGGAGGUUGGGAACUACAAAAUAACCAACGGACAAACGGUAUACCAUUCAGUUCGAGACUCGCAUGUUAGGAAAUACGUAUCCUUCUCUGCUUCAACUUCCAAACUGUAA
Porites lobata is the source of this 8745-nucleotide messenger RNA. Lineage: Eukaryota; Metazoa; Cnidaria; Anthozoa; Scleractinia; Poritidae. The record is from the annotation of a GenBank genome assembly.